This is a messenger RNA of Odobenus rosmarus divergens (Pacific walrus), 4455 nucleotides long. RefSeq names its product CD109 molecule (gene CD109). The transcript is spliced from 34 exons. The record is from RefSeq and is a predicted model, not a curated record. Gene Ontology annotation, molecular function: endopeptidase inhibitor activity. Gene Ontology annotation, cellular component: extracellular region. NCBI's taxonomy places the organism in Eukaryota, Metazoa, Chordata, Mammalia, Carnivora, Odobenidae. Bases 1 to 4455 code for a protein of 1484 amino acids.
AUGGUGAAACCUGAGUCAUCUGAAGAUGGUGCCAGUGCCAAAGAACUGGAGAAGGAGCUGUUGACAAGCCAGGGUGGUGAGGAGCUGGUUGAGCCUUUACCCUUGGCUUGGGCAGAGAAAGUGUUGUUUUUGCGGACUUUUAUGCACUGCUACACCUGGACAUUUUACCACUGGUUGUUUAAUUUCCGAUGGCCUAGGUUUCUGGUGACAGCCCCAGGGAUCGUCAGGCCUGGAGGAAAUGUGACUAUUGGGGUGGAGCUUCUGGAACACAGCCCCUCCCAGGUCACUGUGAAGGCCGAGUUGGUCAAGAUAGCAGCCAACCUCACUGUCUCUGUCCUGGAAACAGAAGGAGUCUUUGAAAAAGGCUCUUUCAAGACACUUAUUCUUCCAUCACUACCUCUGAACAGUGCAGACGGGAUUUAUGAGCUGCAUGUAACUGGACGGGCCCAGGAUGAGAUUUUAUUCUCUAAUAGUACGCGCUUAUCGUUUGAGACCAAGAGAAUGACUGUCUUCAUUCAAACAGACAAGUCUCUAUACAAGCCAAAGCAGGAAGUGAAGUUUCGUAUUGUUACACUCUUCUCAGAUUUUAAACCUUAUAAAACUUCUUUAAACAUUCUAAUUAAGGACCCCAAGUCAAAUUUGAUCCAACAGUGGUUGUCAGAACAAAGUGAUCUUGGCGUUGUUUCCAAAACUUUUCAAUUGUCGUCCCAUCCAAUACUUGGUGACUGGUCCAUUCAAGUUCAAGUGAAUGACCAGACAUAUUAUCAAUCAUUUCAGGUUUCAGAAUAUGUAUUGCCCAAAUUUGAAGUUACUUUGCAGACACCAUUAUAUUGUUCUUUGAAUUCUAGGAGCUUAAAUGGUACUGUCGUAGCAAAGUACACAUAUGGGAAGCCAGUGAAAGGAGAUGUAACACUUACAUUUUUACCUUUAUCCUUUUGGGGCAUGAAGAAAAAUAUUACAAAAAAUUUUAAGAUAAAUGGAUCUGCAAACUUCUCUUUUAAUGAUGAAGAGAUGAAAAAAGUAAUGGAUUUUUCAGAAGGGCUUUCUGAACACAUGUAUCUGUCUUCCCCUGGGCCGGUAGAAAUUUUAGCCACAGUGACAGAAUCACUUACAGGUAUCUCAAGAAAUGCAAGUUCUAAUGUAUUUUUCAAGCAACAUGAUUACAUCAUUGAAUUUUUUGAUUAUGCUACUGUCUUGAAGCCAUCUCUCAACUUCACAGCAACUGUAAAGGUAGCCCGUGCUGAUGGCAAUCGACUGACUUUUGAAGAAAGAAGAAAUAAUGUGGUUAUAACAGUGACACAGAAAAAUUCUUCUGAGUACUGGAGCAGAUGGGACAGUAGAAACCAGGCAACAGAAGCUGUCCAGAUCAUAAAUUAUACCCUCCCCCAAAAUGGAGUCUUUAAGAUUGAAUUCCCAAUCCUGGAUGAUUCCAGUGAGCUACAGUUGAAGGCCUCUUUUCUUAAUAGUGUGAGUAGCAUGGCAGUUCAUGGUAUGUUUAAGUCUCCCAGUAAGACAUACAUCCAGCUAAAGACAAGAGAUGAAAAUAUAAAGGUGGGAUCACCUUUUGAGUUGGUGGUUAGUGGCAACAAGCGAUUAAAGGAGUUAAGCUAUAUGGUAGUAUCCAGGGGACAGUUGGUGGCUGCAGGCAAGCAAAAUUCAACAACCUUCUCUUUAACACCAGAAAAUUCUUGGGCUCCAAAAGCCUGUAUUAUUGUGUAUUAUAUUGAAGAUGAUGGGGAAAUUAUAAAUGAUGUUCUAAAGAUUCCUGUUCAGCUUGUUCUUAAAAAUAAGAUAAAGCUGUUUUGGAGUAAAGCUCAUGCUGAACCAUCUGAGAAAGUCUCUCUCAGGAUCUCUGUGACACAGCCAGACUCGACAGUUGGUAUUGUAGCUGUUGACAAAACCGUGAAUCUGAUGAAUGUCUCAAAUGAUAUUACAAUGGAAAAUGUGGUCCAUGAGUUGGAACUUUAUAACACAGGAUAUUAUUUAGGCAUGUUCAUGAAUUCUUUUGCAGUUUUUCAGGAAUGUGGCCUCUGGGUAUUGACAGAUGCAAACCUUUUGAAGGAUUACAUUGAUGGUGUUUAUGACAGCGUAGAAUUUGCUGAGAGGUUUGCAGAGGAAACAGAAGGAUACUUGGUAGAUUUUCAUGACUUCUCUUCGGUUAGCAACCCACGUAUCAGAAAGCAUUUUCCAGAGACUUGGAUUUGGCUAGACACCAACAUGGGUUCUAGGAUUUACCAAGAAUUUGAAGUUACUGUGCCUGAUUCUAUCACUUCUUGGGUAGCCACUGCUUUCGUGAUCUCUGAAGACUUAGGUCUUGGACUAACAAGUACUCCAGUGGAGCUACAAGCCUUCCAACCAUUUUUCAUUUUUUUGAAUCUUCCCUACUCUGUUAUCAGAGGUGAAGAAUUUGCUUUGGAAGUAACCAUAUUCAAUUAUUUGAAAGAUGCCACUGAGGUUAAAGUAAUCAUUGAGAAAAGUGACAAAUUUGAUAUUCUAAUGGCUUCAAAUGAAAUAAAUGCCACAGGACACCAGCAGACCAUUCUGGUCCCCAGUGAGGAUGGGGCAACUGUUCUUUUCCCGGUCAAGCCCACGCAUCUGGGGGAAAUUCCUAUCACAGUCACAGCCGUUUCACCUGCUGCUUCUGAUGCUGUCACCCAGAGGAUUUUAGUAAAGGCUGAAGGAAUAGAAAAAUCAUUUUCACAAUCUAUCUUGUUAGACUUGACUGACAACAAGUUACAAACUCCCCUGAAAACUUUGAGUUUCUCAUUUCCUCCCAACACAGUGAGUGGUAGUGAACGAGUUCAGAUCACUGCAAUUGGAGAUAUCCUCGGUUCUUCCAUCAAUGGCUUAGCCUCAUUGAUUCGGAUGCCUUAUGGCUGUGGUGAACAGAACAUGAUAAAUUUUGCUCCCAAUAUUUAUGUUUUGGAUUACCUGACUAAAAAGAGACAACUGACAGAAAACUUAAAAGAAAAAGCCCUUUCAUUUAUGAGGCAAGGUUAUCAGAGAGAACUUCUCUAUCAGAGGGAAGAUGGCUCUUUCAGUGCUUUUGGGAAUGAUGACCCUUCUGGGAGUACUUGGUUGUCAGCUUUUGUUCUAAGAUGUUUCCUUGAAGCUGAUCCGUACAUAGAUAUUGAUCAGAAUGUGUUACACAGAACAUAUACGUGGCUCAAAGGACGUCAGAAAUCCAAUGGUGAAUUUUGGGAGCCAGGAAGAGUGAUCCAUAGUGAGCUUCAAGGUGGCAAUAAAAGUCCAGUAAUGCUUACAGCUUAUAUUGUGACUUCUCUCCUGGGAUAUAAAAAGUAUCAGCCUAAUAUUGAUGUACAAGAGUCUAUCAACUUUUUGGAGUCUGAAUUUAAUAGAGGAAUUUCAGACAAUUAUACUCUAGCUCUUAUAACUUAUGCGCUGUCAUCCGUGGGAAGCCCUAAAGCCAAGGAAGCUUUGAAUAUGCUGACUUGGAGAGCAGAACAAGAAGGAGGCAUGCAGUUCUGGGUGUCAUCAGAGUCUAAACUUUCUGAAUCCUGGCAACCACGUUCCCUGGAUAUUGAAGUUGCCGCCUACGCACUGCUCUCACACUUCUUGCAGUAUCAGGUGUCUGAGGGAAUCCCGAUUAUGAGGUGGCUGAGCCGGCAAAGAAAUAGCUUGGGAGGUUUUGCAUCUACCCAGGACACCAUUGUAGCCUUGAAGGCCCUAUCUGAAUUUGCAGCUCUAAUGAACACAGACAGGACAAACAUCCAAGUGACUGUGAUGGGGCCCAGUUCACCAAGUCCUGUAAAGUUUCGGAUUGACACACAGAAUCGCUUUCUCCUCCAGACGGCAGAGCUUGCUGUGGUACAGCCAACUGCAGUUAAUAUUUCCGCAAGUGGUUUUGGAUUUGCUAUUUGUCAGUUUAAUGUGAUUUAUAAUGUGAAAGAUUCGGGUUCCCCAAGAAGACGAAGAUCUAUUCAAGACCAAGAAGCUUUUGAUUUAGACGUUGCUGUAAAAGACAAUAAAGAUGAUACCAAUCACUUGAAUUUGAAUGUGUGCACAAGGUUUUUGGGCCCGGCUAGAAGCGGCAUGGCCCUUAUGGAAGUGAACCUCCUCAGUGGUUUCACUGUGCCUUCCGAUGCAAUUCCUCUGAGCCAGACUGUGAGGAAAGUAGAACAUGAUCAGGGAAAAGUCAACUUAUAUUUAGAUUCUGUAAAUGAAACCCAGAUUUGUGUGGAUAUUCCUGCUGUGAGAAACUUUAAAGUUUCCAAUACACAAGAUGCUUUGGUGUCCAUCAUGGAUUACUAUGAACCAAGGAGACAAGCGGUGAGGAGUUACAACUCGGAAGUGAAGCUGUCCUCUUGCGACCUCUGUGGGGACGUCCGCGGAUGUGGGCCUUGCGAGAGAGGAGCUACAGCUUCCCUUUACCCCGCUCCAGUCACUGUGGGGCUCGGUGUCAUGCUGCUGUUCCCUUUGCAGGGUUGGCUGUGA